AUGUCCAGUGUUCAUCUGUCAUUCCCGGUGUACUCCUCUGGACCUCACGGGGACAAAGAAUACGAGUCUCCAAGAUCAAACAAAACAGCCCCAGCUAAAAAAGAAUCUUUCCUCGAAGAUGUAAUAACAGCGAUAGAGAAUGACAAACCCUCUCCAGAAAGAGAUAAACGGAGACGUCACCAUUAUACUGCACUAGGCGUCGGCGACGAACUUGGAUACUGCAACUUCUGUUGUCGGCAGUUGUAUUUCCGCGACACAAAGUUCUGUGACAAAGCUUGUGAAAACCGGAAGCGUCAACUAAGCUGGAAAGCAGCAAAUAUAGGUAAUGGCAAUAUUCUUCAUCCGGGUAAUAACGGUCGCCGUCCGCAAAUGCCACUAGACACUGGUCAGCAAAGAUUAACCUGGAGGUCAUGGCAUGACGAGUUAUCAAAGACGAGACGAAAUAGAUACAUUUGGGGAGACGAACCAAGACGUCAAGAACAGUUUUCUAAUUUCACGGACUACAAGCCAUCAUGGGAAAUGUAUGGACAUUAACCUAUACACUGUCCUAGAGGUUAUUAAACCUUUUUCUGAGGUUUGUCUCAAAUCUCAAAUGGUCAGUGUACAAUAUGUGUUGUCUCAAAUACCGGAGAUUUGAGAACUUUUUAUAACCUCGGACCUGUACUUGUUUAAUAGUGUUUUAUUUACUUUAUAUGACAUUAGUUUCUCAGAGCUUCGUACAAAAUGACAAUGCCUUUUGCUAUAUUUCACAACAAUAACAACAGUUUUGCAGUGUACAUUUGAUUUGAUUAUUCAACAAUUUGAAAAACUACCUUGAAGAAAACUUGUGUACGUCAUGAGAUAUUCUAAAUUUCAAGCAAAGCUAAUGUUGUAGAGUUUGAUUUUGACAUUUUUAAUAGUCAUAACAGGCCAACGUAUAUAUUUUGUGAGGAAAAGUGUAAACAUGGUCUGGAUACCGUCAUCAAAGGAGCAAAAUAACUAGUAUACUUCCACGUAAAUCAAAUACAUUUGUAUUAUAAUAAA
Molecule: messenger RNA, 1023 nt
Organism: Ruditapes philippinarum (Manila clam)
Lineage: Eukaryota; Metazoa; Mollusca; Bivalvia; Venerida; Veneridae
Exons: 6
Coding region: 1-534 (177 amino acids)
Source: RefSeq, a predicted model, not a curated record